Phialemonium atrogriseum is the source of this 1925-nucleotide messenger RNA. Its product is annotated as DNA-directed RNA polymerase I subunit rpa49. The record is from RefSeq and is a predicted model, not a curated record. The transcript has 3 exons. Gene Ontology annotation, cellular component: RNA polymerase I complex. Lineage: Eukaryota; Fungi; Ascomycota; Sordariomycetes; Cephalothecales; Cephalothecaceae. The coding region runs from base 393 to 1736 and encodes 447 amino acids. Gene Ontology annotation, molecular function: DNA binding. Gene Ontology annotation, biological process: transcription elongation by RNA polymerase I; DNA-templated transcription; RNA polymerase I preinitiation complex assembly.
UGGAGACUGGUAACCCUGGUGUCCAUUUCUCGUUGCAGUAUCUUCGUCUUUUCUGAUCGACGACAAUCCACUUAAGGAGGGAGGUGCCUAGGCACGUAAGGUAAUUGGACAACUAAACCAGGUCUUCCGGUUUUGACUACCUUUGUCUCAUCUCUUUUCUAUGUACAGCAAGAAAUAAAACCCGUAAUAUCUUCGCUGUGGUUGCUGCGAGAUCUAGCGAUCAAAGGCGGUGGGGUCCCACUGAGCUUGGGCGGUGAAGCCAGAAUUUCCAGCGGGAAAAAAAUCGAAGGAUUCUGCCACACUUAGGCAGAAAAAUAUCACGAAGCCGCCGGUAACAUUUACUUCACCAAUCAACACUCAGUAGACGCACCCGAUAGCGUCAACCGACUACCAUGGCAGAUACCUCAGCCAAGAAAAGGAAAAGACCGGCAGGGCAACAUGGCGAGGCGAAGAAGAAGGUCGCUAUUGAGCAGCCAGCCUCGCUACCCCACUCCGUCUCCGUCUCCUCUGUUGUGAGACCGCGGUUCUCUCCUCCAGUUAUCGCUACAACUCCGGGCUUGGUCCUGUCCCGAGAUGUCCGGUUUCGAUCCUACGCCAAACCCGAGCCUGCCCCUUCCAAGAAGAGGAAACAGAGCUCUCAAACUCCCCCCCAACCCCCCAAAGACAUCCUGCUCCAUUCUAGUUCGCACAGGACGCUCGACUAUACAGCCCAUGAAGAUAAGCCGAAAGGAAUGGAGUCGUUGUUGAAACACUAUAUCUGUGUCUUCGACCCUGCCUUGGGUAGCCUGAAGAUUGUCGAAGCUAGGAAAAUGGUUGUUCGUGGAGUCGUCCGAUCUCGGAUGGCUGCUGAUGAAGCAAUGGCGGAGCGAACUGUGAGAGAGAAUUUGACCGAUAUGAAGAACGAGCUGGGCCAGGCGUUCGGAACAAAGAAGGCCAAGAAGGCCAUCGUGGCCAUGGCCGAGAACGCACUCACGCCAAGGAAGGGUCCGGAUGGCGAGCCGCUGAAGCUGGGUGACGAAGACCUUGCCUUGAUGGAUUCCAUCAAGGAAUCAACGGCGAACAUGGCCACCAGGGAAGAACUACAGGCAGCCGUCGAUCAGGCGCGGCCCGUACCGAAGGGCAAUUAUGAGGCAGCCGAUAUCCAGGAUGUUUACGAUCCCAAGGAGAUCAUCGGCGGGGAGAUCCUCAACGCGAUACCUAUCCGAGACUGGCAAGAGAAGGCCAAGAAGCAGGAGGAAAUCCAGGUUCCAUCCCGGUUCGUCGCCAACCGCAUCAACCGGGUGGCUGCGAACGAACAUGCGGCGCAGAGGCUCAAGAUGCUGCGCUACAUGUUGUUCCUCCUCAUUUUCUGGGUCUCCACGACCAGCGGAAAGGGUCACGGAGCCAAGAGGAUCGCCAAGCGGGAGAAGCUCCGCGAGCUGCUGGCGCCCGCGCCGGAGGCUGUCAUCGAGAACAUCCGGCGAAAGUUCUCGGACAACGGGGAGAUGCGCAAGAUCCACAUCGAUCUGCUCAUGACGCACUGCUGCGUCUUCGCGAGCAUAAUUGACAGCUUCGACGUCAAUACAUUUGACCUCCGGGAGGAUCUCAGGAUCGACCAGAAGCAGAUUAACCAAUACUUCCACGAGAUAGGGGCUAGGACGCGGCAGACGAGGAAGGACGACAAGACAGAAAACCUUGCCAGGCUCGCUCUACCUCUCCAGUUCCCCCGUUUGAGACAGCAGAGGCAGGGACGAUGAUGAAUUCGUUGGUUUGGAGUGGAGAGGGGGAUGGUCAAGCAUCCUCGUUUUGUUGCUCUAGGUACAUAGGUAGUAUGGACGAGACGAUAGCUUCAUGUGGGGAACUUUUAGGUGGCUGGCCGUGGACGAAAUUCAGUAGAUACUACUACAGACACGCCUUUUCUGAUCCUAUACUAGGGCAGUGGAUAA